AUGGAGGACGACAGGGCUGAGACCGACCUGGGCAUCGCCGCCGACAUCGAGGAAGCACAAAUUCCAGAGCCCGCCGUCAGGCAGCCAAAGAAGAGAUUCGUCGGCAGGAGGACUGCGGCCGAAGCAACGGCAUCCAAGAAUGGAAACGGCUCUGGAUCUAUCGAGGACGCCGGUGCCGUUCAGGUUGCUCAACCCAGGAGGGCUCCCCGUCUCUUGAACCAGGUUCCUCCGGAGAUCCUCAAUGAUCCCGAGCUGAAGGCAGCUAUCUCUCUGCUACCGGCAAAUUAUUCUUUUGAAAUCCCCAAGACCAUUCAUCGCAUACGGAGCCUCGGUGCCAAGAAGGUAGCCCUUCAGAUGCCCGAAGGCUUGCUCAUGUUUGCCACUACCAUCUCAGACAUCCUGCAACAGUUCUGCCCUGGGAUAGAGACUCUCAUCAUGGGCGACGUCACUUACGGCGCGUGCUGCAUCGAUGAUUACACAGCACGAGCCAUGGGCUGUGACGUCUUGAUCCACUACGCCCACUCAUGUCUGAUACCCGUGGACGUCACCAAGAUCAAGACGCUGUACGUCUUUGUUGACAUCAGCAUCGACACAGCGCACCUGCUGGCGACACUAGAGAGGAACUUCACACCUGGCAAGACGAUCGCUAUGGUCGGCACCAUCCAGUUCAACGCCACGAUACACGGCGUCAAGGCGGCUCUAACAAAAGCCGGGUUCAAGGUCAUUGUUCCGCAGAUCGCACCCUUGUCAAAAGGCGAGAUAUUGGGCUGCACAAGCCCGGACCUGACCAAGUACGCCGAUGACGGGCCAGUAGACUUCAUACUCUACCUUGGUGACGGCCGCUUCCAUCUGGAGAGCAUCAUGAUCCACAACCCAAGCAUACCAGCCUACAGGUACGACCCGUACUCACGCAAGCUGACGCACGAGACGUACGGCCACGACGAGAUGAAGGAUCUGCGGCGGCAAGCCGUCGACACGGCAAAGUCGGCCAAGAAAUGGGGCCUCAUUCUUGGGUCGCUCGGUCGGCAGGGAAACCCAAACACCAUGGCACUCAUAGAGAAGAAGCUGACAGCGCUGGGAAUACCGUGGGUCAACCUGCUGCUGAGCGAGAUCUUCCCGGGCAAGCUGGCGAUGAUGAGCGACGUGGAGUGCUGGGUGCAGGUUGCAUGCCCGAGGCUGAGUAUCGACUGGGGCUAUGCGUUCCCCAGGCCGCUGUUGACUCCGUACGAAGCCCUGGUGGCACUCGGGGAGAAGGAAGACUGGGGCAAGGGCGUGUACCCAAUGGAUUACUAUGGAAAAGACGGCUUGGGGAGAACAAAACCUGCGAAGCUGGUAGAGGCUACUUAG
Diaporthe amygdali is the source of this 1347-nucleotide messenger RNA. RefSeq names its product diphthamide biosynthesis protein 1. The record is from RefSeq and is a predicted model, not a curated record. Gene Ontology annotation, biological process: protein histidyl modification to diphthamide. Bases 1 to 1347 code for a protein of 448 amino acids. Lineage: Eukaryota; Fungi; Ascomycota; Sordariomycetes; Diaporthales; Diaporthaceae. Gene Ontology annotation, molecular function: 2-(3-amino-3-carboxypropyl)histidine synthase activity. The transcript is spliced from 2 exons.